This is a messenger RNA of Amborella trichopoda, 4533 nucleotides long. RefSeq lists its product as uncharacterized. The record is from RefSeq and is a predicted model, not a curated record. NCBI's taxonomy places the organism in Eukaryota, Viridiplantae, Streptophyta, Magnoliopsida, Amborellales, Amborellaceae. Gene Ontology annotation, molecular function: ATP binding; ATP hydrolysis activity; protein binding. Gene Ontology annotation, cellular component: mitochondrial outer membrane.
CUCUCUAGGGGAUCCCUUCACCUUCGGUGGAUUUCAAAAAAAACAAAAAUCCGCCAUUUCCUCUCUCUCUAAUCUCUCUAUCUUUAUUAUUUGAGUUAUAAAUUUUGACUACCAACCAGCCCAUAAAAAUUCCCAACAUAUCUUUGGCCCUUUCUCUCUCUACUAUUUUGCCUUCUCCUUUCUCUCUCUACAAUUUUGCCUUCUCUCAGGAAUAUCGGAUCGCAGGCCCCAGCUGCUGAAGAAGAGAAGAAGAAGAAGCAAAGGCAAAGAGAAGAAGAGAGAGAGAGAGAAAUCGAAACAUGGUUUGUACAAGGCGCAGUGGAUCUUUACCCAACAGUAGCAGCGCUAACAGCAAUAACAAUGGAAGCAACAGCAAACGCCCUUCGCCUGCUCCUGAUAAACCCCCUUCUCCUAAACGACCAAAGCAAGAGGAAGAGAAGCAUCUGGUUGUUGAUGAUUGCGUGAAUUCGAGAGAAUUAGCCUCUGCUUCUGCAGAUCUUCGGGAAUGCCCGCCUCCUGAUCUUGCUACCCCUUCUCCAAGAGAAACCCUAGUGGAUGAUUGCUCGGAAAUGGAGAAAGAUCGGUGUGAUGCCCCGGCCUCUGAAACCAGGUCUGAGAAGGCGGUUGCUGCUUCCACGCCUUGUGCUACAGCUGUGGCUUCACCUAUGGUGCUGGAUAAACCAAAGAGUUCUUUGUCAUGGGGAAGGUAUGGGAAGCAGUCGGCAACUUGGCAUGCGUCGAAUGUGUGGGGAAAGCUUCUAUCGCAGUACUCUCAGAAUCCGCAUGUGCCUUUAUGCAAUGCCAUUUUCACCAUUGGCAGCAACAAAACUUGCAACUUGUGCCUGAAGGAUUCAUCUGUCAGUGGGAUGCUAUGUAGACUCAAGCAGUUUCCGCGUGAUGGUAGCAUAGUUGCUCUACUUGAGUGCGCAGGGAGCAAAGGGUUUGUCCAGGUUAAUGGGAGGACAAUCAAGAGAAACUCACAUUGCAUUCUUAAAGCAGGAGAUGAGCUGAUCUUUAGUGCUACUGGGAACCAUGCUUAUAUAUUCCAGCAAGUCACCAACGAAAAUGUCUCCCCGUCAUUGCCUUCUACAGUUGGUAUAAUGGAAGGACCCAGUCCGGUUAAAGGUUUACACUUUGAAGCAAGGUCAGGGGAUCCUUCAGCUGUAGCGGGUGCAUCGAUAUUGGCUUCUCUAUCAAGUUUGAGACAAGAUUUGUCUGUUACAUCCCCCCCUGCACAAAAUGCUGAUGAAACACCUCAGCAAGGAGCCGGGAGGCCUCCAAUAGCUCCUCCUUGUGAAGCCCCCAGUGCUUGUAUCGGAGAUAUAGAUGUCGAGAGCCAGGAAAGGAAGAAAGUACCGGAUGCUGAUGUUUCUUCUUUAGGGGAGAAAGCUGCUGUUAUGCUCUCUGCCGACAUUGGGGUGACCAAUGAAAACCUUCAGCUUGAUAACAUGAGCCCAGAUACUCCUCUCGACCAUGAAACAUUGAAAUUGACUGGGGAUCCUGAAGCCUUAAAGCUUAUCCGGAUUAUUCAAGGGUCGACUGGUUGUGACUUGGAUAAGAACAGUAGCAUCGUGAAACAACUGCUUGAAGAGAAAAGAGAACAGGACAAAGAUUCUGAUGCGGCUACAAUUUCAAGUAUGGCGGCCAAAUGCCAAGCAUUCAAGGAGGAACUGCAUGCUGGUGUUCUAGAUGGGACAGAAAUUCAAGUUUCUUUUGAGGACUUCCCUUACUACUUGAGUGAGAACACAAAAAAUGUGUUGAUUGCUUCAGUUUAUAUACAUCUGAAGCGGAAGGAAUUUUCAAAAUAUACUUCAGAUCUUCCAACUGUAAGCCCAAGAAUUUUGCUGUCUGGCCCUUCAGGCUCUGAAAUAUAUCAGGAAAUGUUGUCAAAGGCACUCGCUAAGCACUUUGGAGCUAAGUUGCUUGUCUUUGAUACCAACUCAUUGGGUUUAUGUACAAAGGAUAUGGAGCCUAGCAAAGAAGGAUUAAAAGCUGAAAAGUCAUGUGUUUGUAUCAAGCAGCGAUCUGGACAUGCUGAUGCAGCUAAGACUGUGCCUUCGGGACCUGAAUCUGAUCUAGCGGGCUCUGUAAAUGCACUUUCUUCUUUUGGUCUGCCAAAGCAUGACUCAACCAUGGUUUCCUCUUUUUCUGCUUCAUCAUCUAAGAAUUAUAUAUUUAAAAAAGGUGAUAGAGUGAGAUUUGUGGGUGUGGCACCAGGUUCAGGGUAUUCAUCUCUGCAGAAUCCUUCGAGGGGUCCGUCAUACGGUUUUCGGGGUAAAGUUAUCUUGGAUUUUGAAGAGAAUAUUCAGUCCAAAAUUGGUGUUCGGUUCGAUAAGCCUAUACCGGAGGGUAUUGACCUUGGGGGCCUGUGUGAAGAAGAUCAUGGGUUCUUUUGCAAUGCUAGUGAUCUUCGUUUAGAAGGUCCUGGUGGGGAGGAUCUAGAUAAGCUAGUCAUCAACGCCUUAUUUGAGGUUGUUUCAACUGAAAGUAAGACUGCCCCUUUGAUAUUAUUUAUGAAAGAUGUUGAGAAGUCUAUUAUAGGCAAUACAGAUUCCUAUCCAACCUUCAAAAACAAGCUCGAAAAAUUGCCUGACGGUGUUAUUGUGAUUGGCUCGCACACUCAGAUUGACAACCGCAAGGAAAAGUCUCAUCCUGGAGGUCUACUUUUCACCAAAUUUGGGAGCAACCAGACAGCUCUGCUUGACUUUGCGUUUCCGGAUAAUUUCGGAAGGCUGCAUGAGAGAGGCAAAGAAAUACCCAAGUCAAUGAAGCUGUUGUCUAAGCUGUUCCCUAAUAGGGUUACCAUCCAGCUGCCACAGGAAGAAACUCUUCUUGUUGAUUGGAAACACCAAUUAGAUCGAGAUGUUGAAACCCUGAAAGCGAAGGGAAAUCUUGUUCACAUGCGUACAGUUUUAAAUCGAAAUGGCUUGGAGUGUACAGAGCUUGAAAAUAUUUGCAUCAAGGAUCAAGCACUUACUAAUGAAAGUGCAGAGAAGAUAGUUGGCUGGGCUCUAAGUUACCAUCUCAUGCAAAAUGCGAAUGUCGACAUAACAGAGACGAAGCUCGCUUUGAGCGGUGAUAGCAUUCAAUAUGGGCUUGGAAUACUCCAGAGUAUCCAAAGUGAAUCUAAGAGUUUGAAGAAGUCGCUGAAGGAUGUUGUGACGGAGAAUGAAUUUGAGAAAAGACUUCUUGCUGAUGUUAUUCCACCAAGUGAUAUUGGAGUGACUUUUGAUGAUAUCGGUGCUCUUGAAAACGUUAAAGACACCCUUAAGGAGUUGGUGAUGCUUCCUCUACAAAGACCUGAAUUGUUUUGCAAAGGGCAAUUAACAAAGCCUUGCAAGGGCAUACUUUUAUUUGGCCCUCCAGGUACUGGGAAGACGAUGCUUGCAAAAGCUGUGGCCACAGAAGCUGGAGCAAAUUUCAUCAACAUUUCCAUGUCAAGCAUCACUUCUAAGUGGUUUGGUGAGGGUGAAAAGUAUGUUAAAGCGGUGUUUUCCCUUGCAAGUAAAAUUGCACCUAGUGUUGUCUUUGUUGAUGAGGUUGAUAGCAUGUUGGGUAGGCGGGAGAACCCUGGUGAACAUGAAGCUAUGCGUAAGAUGAAAAACGAAUUUAUGGUGAACUGGGAUGGCCUGCGCACUAAGGACAAAGAGCGGGUGCUGGUACUUGCUGCGACUAAUAGGCCUUUUGACCUGGAUGAGGCUGUUAUUCGGCGGCUGCCUCGAAGGUUAAUGGUGAACUUGCCCGAUGCAGCAAACAGAGCAAAGAUCCUGAGAGUGAUAUUGGCGAAGGAGGAUCUAGCACCUGAUGUGGAUCUGGAUGCUGUUGCAAAUAUGACUGAAGGAUAUUCUGGAAGUGAUUUGAAGAAUCUGUGUGUUACUGCUGCGCAUUGCCCAAUUAGAGAAAUACUCGAAAAGGAAAAGAAGGAAAAGGCCCUGGCAGUAUCAGAGGGAAGAUCGCCCCCGGCAUUGAGUGGUAGUGCUGAUAUACGUCCUCUAAGUAUGGAUGACUUUAAAUAUGCCAAUGAACAGGUAUGUGCGAGUGUAUCUUCAGAGUCCGCGAACAUGAAUGAGUUGCUGCAGUGGAAUGAGCUCUACGGAGAAGGUGGUUCAAGAAGGAAAAAGGCUCUCAGCUACUUCAUGUAGGAGCUCGUUGUACAAAGGUCAUUCUUCUUUCCUUAUAACCCCUCCUCUUUAAGGAAGCUUUCGGGGGAGGUGCUGUUUAUGUUCUCUUAUUGACAACUUCACAUAAGUACCGUCGGCUGAGCAUCCCAUGUAUUAUAUUUAUAAUUUUAUUACAUAUAAUGUGAUGUCGCCAACAUGUCUAGCUCGCUACAUGUGUAUCUUGGCUGUUACAGGGUGAGUUUUUGGUGAUGGAGAAGCUGUCUGAAAAGUUCUUUAACAGGGGCUCUUCCAUUUUGUGCUUCCCCCCAAUGUUCCUUUUUAUUAUUUCCUCUCCUCUCUCUCUUGUGAUUAUUUAUUUCUUGAAUGAAUUCAACUGAACUGGUCUGGAUCAAUUUAGUCCUGACUGGGUUAA